AGUUUCGGCUUUAACCAUUAUAGUUGAUGCAACUUUUACUUCCGGUGUGGGAAAUCUCGUAAUAUACUGAUGUGACAGUUUGACGCCGUGGUACUAUGUCCUCACCCCAGGGAUGGACAUGGUGGACAGUUUAUUGACGGCUCCGGAAGCUGACGCAGUACCGGCCCUGGACUUCGAGCUGAUCACAGAUGAUGGAGAGUCGGGAAAUCUGUGGUGUGAGCAAUGUAAAGUGUACAAAAAGAAUUAUGAGAAGCUACAGGAAGAACAUGCCCGGAGUUAUAACACACUGAAGAAAAAGAUAAUAUCGACAGACUUGCUCAUCAAGAAGUACAAGACAAAGUGUGAAGAUUAUGAUCAGCAAGCUCGGACACUGGAGGAGGCUGUUAAAAGACAACAGCAACAACAGAGAGAGACGGACACACUUCAGGCCCAGCUGUCGGCGGCAUUACGACAGAUGGAACCUCUCAAGCAGGAGAAAAUAGCGCUUGAUCAGGAGAUGAAAAGAAAACUUCAUGAGAUCCAAAGUUUGCGAGACCAAGUUGUGUCAGGAGAGAGUUUUAAAACGCAGUACGAACAAUUGAAUAAAUCGUUACUGGCCACCAAAGAGAAACAGGAACAGGAAGUGAAGGAUGCCAACAAGAAAACACGAGAGCUCGAGCUAAGUCAACAAAGGCAAGAAUCACUGAUCACAAAAUUGAAAGAAGACAACAAAAUCUUGAAGAAAGAGAGUAGCAAAAUUCAAAAGAAAGAGAAGAAAACAGAGGAAAUUCUGGCAAAGACGCAGGAGACUGUGAACAGAUACAAAGAGAUUUUGAUCAAGCAUGGUCUUCUACCCAAACAAGACAGAUCCCGGGGGGUCAAGAAGGGGCCAGGAGCAGAGGACACUCAGUCACAGGAGGAGGGUAACUGGUGUAAUCCUGGUCCUUUCUCUAACAAAGAACAAGAUUGGGACCAUGUAAAGCAACACAAGGUCACUGCAACAGACAGAAAAUCAGAAAACAUCUACCCAGAGGAGAAGAAAUAUGUGACAGACACACAGGAGGAGGAUGGAAGCUUGCUGGAGUUCCCUUUCACUUUCAGUCCCCUGGUGUCAGUGUUGUCACCACUCCCUCCCUCUCCACAGUCCUACAGAAAGGAAGUGGAAGAUAAUGAUGAUAGUGGUAAUGACUUGGAUGAAAUGGCAGAGCAACUGGAGCAGGAAAUGAUAAAUGCCUCUCCCACUCUCAGACGGUCGCCCAGGAAACACGUCCCCCAGUCGCCUCUAACAAAGGACCUCAGCACACAAAAUGAGAGCUCCACAUCAACUCAGAAUACAAGUACUCUCAAACAAAAGACAGUCCAUGGCCAACAAGGUGGAAUUCUGAGAGGAAGUCAAGAGGGAACUCUGGGAGGAAAUGAUGGAGGAAUGCAGGAAUUGAGAGGAAUCAAAAGGAUAACAUUCACUCGUGGAGAGAGUCCACACCCUGAGGACACAAAGGAAAGAGAGGUGAAUUUGAAAGUGGUCAAAGAUGUGAAGGGAAGGAUGAUUUCUGAAGUGGCCAUGGAUAUAGAAGGAAGCAUGAAUUCUGAAGUGGCUGUGGUCAACCCUAAACCAAUUCUUAGUGGUCACCAGAACUCCGCCUUCCAGAAAUUCUCUAAAAGCACUGAUAAACAGGAGAAAUGCCGGGGGGAAACUAUAGAAAGACUCCACCCCCAACUGCCAAGAGAAACUGUGAACACUGCAAACUCUAGAUUUACCUGUGAUAAAAAUAAAAACGUGGAUGAGAACAACACAAAUAUUCAACAUAAGAGGACUGAGUGCCUGGAAAAGCAUGCUUUUAGACCAGUGGCUGAGAAUCUGGAAGAUUCAGAUAGCAUGUCCGCAACAGAGACAAAGCAUAGGAUUAAAGAGUAUGAGACACCUUGUAACAGCAAUUGUGUGAAAGAUGAUUUGAAAAUUCAGUGUGAGAAAGAAACUAUUGCAGAUCAACAGGCUGGGAAAAGUAAUCUGGAUUCAGAUAAAGAGGUUAUGUUGUCUGUACGAACAUUAAGGAAGUCCUUUAGCUUGCCUGAAGGUAAGCUUUCUCCAGAGCUUGGGAAAGUGCGACGAAAACGAAACAUGUCAUUAUCACAGAAGAGCCCUGGGAAAGAUUUUGAUAGUUCUGAUUCAAAAGUCAAAGCAGGUCAUGAAAGUCCGAGAAGGUCUCUAAGGAAUAGAAUUAAUUACGAAAGUAAACAGAAGUGCGCAGAAAACAGUGAUGCAUGUUUGAUGUUAAGGAAAAGCAGCGUUGUAAAUUCUCUGUCAAAAUUUGCACCUCCAAAGCCACCUUCUAGAUUAACUCGAAGUCAGACCUUACAGGUGCCCACAGAUGAACUAGAUUCUCUGUGUCAAAGGUCAAGGUCAAGAAUGAGAAUCCCAAGUGGAAAAAAACGCAAAGAGGAAGAAUCUGGAAAUGUGGGAAGACAGGACAUCAAAGAGGAGGAUGUGGGGAGUGAUGAGGUGGAGGAGGGUGUGAAGGAAGACAGACGACGGACGACCCGGGCAAUGUCUAGACAGGACAGUCUGGGCUUUGUUCUGAGGUCUCCGCCUGUCCUAAAGUCUCCACCCAUUGUGUUACCUUGUCAGAAGGCAAUGGGUAAAGCUGUCAUGUCUAAAAUUUCACCUCCCACCCCAACUUAUCCAGAGACUAAGAAAAAGGAGGAUGUGUCUGCUAAGAUUGGUUAUGGUGGUUGUUUUGUGCCUUCUGUUGAAGGACUAGGCAGAUUGAAAUAUGAUAAAGACAAUGACAGCACAAAGAAGAUAAAUCAUGAGAAUUUAGAGGAUACGGUUAGUUUGAUACAUGAAAGUUUGUGUGAAACAUCAGUUUCAAAGGCAAGUGAUAAAAUCAGUGAGAAUGUGACUGUUAGGGAAGGACAUGAUGAGAAAGAUAAAAGUGUUAGUAAUCAAACUCUGUCUAUGAGAGAUGGUGAACUAAAACACUGCAAGAAAGGAUCAAGUGUGGAGGAGGAAGAAUUGGAGGGGUCACUCCCACGACAGGGGAGUAUGGGAUUCAUAGUGAGUGGUGAGGCUGUGGCAGGUGAAUCAGAGAAAUCCAGUCCAAAACAGACAGGAAAGGAUUCAUAUCAGAAUCAGGAGAAAAGGGAAACAGAUUUCACACAAGUUUCCUCAGCGGUUUUGAACAACUUGGAAGAAGGCAGUACUAUUUCGAAUCAGGAACAUAAUGUUCAGAAGAAUGGGAAAGUACUGGAAAAAGUUAUGUUAAAUGGGGUAGAGAUUGAGGAUAAUUCUAAGCUUCCUCUGACGAAAGAUUCUGAUAAAGAACAGCCUAAACUGUUAUUUCAGGAUACAAAUCAUUCAGGACGGGAAUUUAUCCCUUCCGACAAGACCGCCGCACAAGGUACAGUUUCCCUGAAUACCGAGACUGCUGUUACAAAGGAGAGAGAGAGUCAUUCUAUCCAAGAAUCAUCUAACAUAGACAACCCUCAGAAUGUUUCUGAUAUGUCUUGGGCAAGAGGACAAGUUCAUGAACAUGAGGUCUUGAUGACAGAUGGUGGGGAAAACCCGGUAAACAAUGUUAAAGAUCCCAUUAAGAGUAUAAGUAAAUCGUCUGCUGAUUUAUCUUGUUCCACUAUGAAUUCUGCUGACAUUAGUAAUGCUUGUGAAUUUCCUACUGGAACUUUUGAUAAACCUGAUGACCCAGGAAACUUUAAUAGUGAAGUUCACUUUCCAUCCACUUCGUCUGUGUCUGGUGAUGCCAGCAGAGGUCCCUCUUCUUCCUCUGUGGAAGGCAGCUGUAUUUCCUCUGUAAUGUACAUACCAAGUCUUUCAAAGUUAGUUCAGAAGUCCUCCUUUCCUGCUGUGGUGGCAUCCAGCACUGUCCUGUCUCCAGAAAUGGAAGAUCUUCCCUCCCAACCCCACACAGACAAUUCCACCACUCCUGGUUCCCCCUCCACUCUCUCUACAGGGGGACCAGUUUCACCUCUCCCUCCAUCACCAUUUCAUUUUUUCCUGUCAAAUCCAAUCUCCCCUCUCCCACCUUCACCCAUCCGAGAGGUGGCGCCUCUGUCUCCUUUGUGUUCCUCUCCCUUUGAUCUGGAGGCACCAUGUCUUUCAGAGUCAUCUUCCUCGUCUGUGAUUCAAACAGAGACAACACAUAGUUUGCAGGAGAACCACCGCAUUUUAGAUUCUAAGUCAUCCAUUUCAUCAUCAGCCAGAAAGUUAAAGAGUCGCCAGCAUACAGCUGUGAGCCAUGUUACCAAGGAAACCAAAUCCAGUCAGUCAUUUCAAUCAGGGAAAAAAAGCAUCCAAUCAGAGAAUACUCCACGCACAUUUCAUGCAGUUGCACCACCAGAUGCAAUUGCAGUCAAACCACAGAAAAAUAAGGACAUUGCACAAACAGCUAGUGCACAGAAUUCACAGAAAACAAGGUCAAAAGUGACAGUGGGAAAAAAGCGAAGAAGUCUGAAUAACAGUGAUGUGACUUCAGAGAUUGUGGAGAAAAAACAGUGCUUGGAAAACUGCACAGCUGAUAAAAAGGACUCCACAAAAUUGGCAGAUGGAAAAAAUCUCCAUAAAGUUAUAGAAGCGGAGAUGAAGCAGUUUCUGGAGAAUAUGGAUGUCACUUGUCAGGAAAUGAAGGAUAAACUUGGUCUGCUAGCUGAUCACUCCACAGUGUCUAGUCAUAUGUUACAGUGGACUGUUCAGUACCUGCGUUGUCAACAGAUGGAGCUGUUCAGCAUGAUCCACUGUUACUGCGCCUACAGUAGUGACUGUCAAUCACAGACCGAUCCAUUCCUUACCACGGGGGAGGUCAGGUUGUUACAGUUCUACAGCUUCCUGUUCCAGAAUCCUGACUGGAUUGAUCAAAGACGGCAGCUCCUUGACCUUUUGUGGACAUCAAUAUUUGGUAACAGUACGUUAACCUUGACCAGCAGGCUGUCAUUGUGUCGGAUGUUCGUUGGACUUCUGUAUGAUGCCGGUGAUGCGGAGCAUGUUAGAGUGUUUUUCUACCAUGUGAUGACCUGUAAAUAUCUAAAUGCUGCCAUGAUUGCUGUGACAAUAGCUGGAGUGUGGCCCUGGUGUCUCUAUAGGAACUCCUCAGAAACAAGCCCUGUGCUAGUUGUCAUGGAGGCCUGUAUAAUGAAAGAACUCCAGGAAUUGCAAGACAAGGGGACAAAGAUCUCUGUUUGCCUAAAGAAGUUGGUCAACUGGGAUGUGUGUGUUCACCAAAACAAUGUUCUCCUACAGCACAUGGUUAAAGAAAUCGAGGAAAAGUGUGCCGACUUUCAUAGCAACCAAGGUCAGAUUGAUGAGUUACGACGGGCUGUUGAGUUACUCUUGGUGAUGCAGAAGGUGGGAUUCUAUAAGACGGUCUUCAUCGGUGUGGCGGUCAGCCCUCUGGUCAACAAACUCCGGUCAAAGCAGACAGAGACUGUGGAGCAUUAUGUCAAGGUCAUUGUUCAGAUAGCAGGAUGUGCUCUAACACAGUUGACCACCAUGAAUGAGAAAUGCAUGUCCCAGAUCAUCCGAAAAUACUUCACCAAAAUACUCAUGUCUGAAAUAGCGAGCCAGGAUUUACAGCACAGUAUAGCGCUGUCCCUGCUGGAGUUGUCCUCCCUGUCCCCCGUUACCGUAAUGUCAGGAUCACUCUAUCCAUGGUUCCUUGCUCAUAAAAACGACAUUCCCGCAGAAUUUGUCCACAAACUGGAGAACAUGCGACAACUUUUAGUGGCUCACUUCCCCUACUUGAGAUGCCCCUCAUUUGUAUAGAAAAAAUGGAAAAUUUUAGUCCAUACCUCAAGAUUUGAAAGAAAAAAUCCAUAUAUUUGUGCGAUUUCCUUGAUUGAUGAGACAUCAUGUGCUGUGAAUGUAGUGGCUGGGAUGCCUUUGCUCUGCAUUUGUGUAGAAUUGCCUCUGAACAUGGCCGUGUGCUGACAAAUGGAUGUACAGUAGGAUUAUGUGCCAUAUAUAGAAUUCUGUGUGUCUCCUUCCCACUUCCUGUUGAGCUGACAUUGAUGUUAGUCUGUUGAUAGUGCUACUUUAUCAAAUUCAGUAAUCUACUGAAUACUCCUAAAUAAGAUGGAGAUGUAAAGAUUUUUUUUAGAAAUUUAUAUUGACUGUGUUAUUAUAUAUGGCUGUUUUGUAUCUGUCUCAGAAAUGCAUUGGUACUGUGUGUGCUUCAAAUGCUCUGUAAAACUGCUUUAUAAUGGCAAUGUUACCCUCAAUGCCAAGUUUUAUAUAAUGCCAAUCAAAUUUCAGAGAUUGGAGGAAAGUAUGAAUUUCCUGUAAAUUGUGAUUUUUUUGUCUUUCUUUAGAUAUUUCACAAUGCAUUCUAACAAGUCAUAUACAUGUAUCAUUGUCUGAUUGCUGAAGAUUAUAUUGUUUUAUGGAGAUAUA
Molecule: messenger RNA, 6376 nt
Organism: Ostrea edulis (European flat oyster)
Lineage: Eukaryota; Metazoa; Mollusca; Bivalvia; Ostreida; Ostreidae
Exons: 26
Coding region: 113-5749 (1878 amino acids)
Source: RefSeq, a predicted model, not a curated record